CUUUAGGCCAGCAGUGAAAAUUAGCGUCUGGGGUUAGUCUUGGGGCGGAGGUAGGGACAGGCGUUAGCGGACCCCGCCGUCUUUGCUCUUGCUCGCCCAGCUUUCUAACGCCGAAUACAAGCCCGGCCGGCGGCGUCGCGGGCGUGACGUCAUCGCGAGGCGUCGAGAGAGUCCCGCAGAGGAAGCCUUGACCUCUCUAAGCGUGGGGAGCUGCGGUACAAUGCUGCAGCUAGUCCAGGCAGGCGCGCGGGCCUGGCUUCGGCCCAAGGGCUGCCGGGGCCUAAAGGCGCUGGCAGAAGAGGCAGUGCAGCCGGCGGAGAAACCAGAACCGGUGGCGAGCGCGGGUCCUCGGGUGCCCGUGCUGCGCAGGUGCGAGCUCCCGGUACUCGCGCACCGGCGUCCCUUGCAGGCCUGGGUCGAGUCCCUGCGGGGCUACGAGCAGGAGCGCUUGGGUCUGACCGAGCUGCACCCAGACGUUUUCUCCGCGACGCCCAGGCUGGAUAUCCUGCACCAGGUUGCCAUCUGGCAGAAGAACUUCAAGAGAAUUAGCUAUGCCAAGACCAAGACCAGGGCCGAGGUGCGGGGCGGUGGCCGGAAGCCCUGGCCACAGAAAGGCAGUGGGCGCGCCAGGCAUGGCAGCAUCCGCUCCCCAAUCUGGCGAGGAGGAGGCGUUGCCCAUGGCCCCCGGGGCCCCACGAGCUACUACUACAUGUUGCCCAUGAAAGUGCGGGUGCAGGGCCUCAAGGUGGCGCUGACCGUCAAGCUGGCCCAGGACGACCUGCACAUCGUGGACUCCCUGGAGCUGCCGACCGCAGACCCCCAGUACCUGAUGGAGCUGGCCCGCUACCGCCGCUGGGGCGACUCCGUCCUCCUUGUGGACUUAGAACACGAGGACAUGCCCCAGAACAUUGUGGCAGCUGCCUCUGGGUUGAAGACCUUCAACCUAGUCCCUGCUAUUGGCCUGAACGUGCACAGCAUGCUCAAGCACCAGACCCUGGUCCUGACCCUGCCGACCGUCGCCUUGCUGGAGGAGAAGCUGCUCUGGCACGACUCGCGCCACACGCCCCUCUACCCCUUCCGCCUGCCCUACCGCGAUUUCCCCUGAGCCCCACGCUGCACCUCCAGGGCCCAUCGGCCACCCUCCUUCCUGCUCACUGUCCACGCGGUGCGCCUGCUCCGAGCCCGGCCGAGCCCCCGGUGGGCUUGGGAGCCUCCCGCUCACCCUGCAA
Messenger RNA from Delphinapterus leucas (beluga whale), 1229 nucleotides. RefSeq names its product mitochondrial ribosomal protein L4 (gene MRPL4). Gene Ontology annotation, biological process: translation. Gene Ontology annotation, molecular function: structural constituent of ribosome. Gene Ontology annotation, cellular component: ribosome. The record is from RefSeq and is a predicted model, not a curated record. NCBI's taxonomy places the organism in Eukaryota, Metazoa, Chordata, Mammalia, Artiodactyla, Monodontidae.